This is a messenger RNA of Andrographis paniculata, 1954 nucleotides long. RefSeq names its product 2-methylpropanoate--CoA ligase CCL4-like. The transcript has a single exon. The record is from RefSeq and is a predicted model, not a curated record. NCBI's taxonomy places the organism in Eukaryota, Viridiplantae, Streptophyta, Magnoliopsida, Lamiales, Acanthaceae. Bases 119 to 1783 code for a protein of 554 amino acids.
UAUGCAUACGUAUUUACUCCCUCCAUAUUAUGUACAAUGAACAAAGGCAGGGAGAGGAUUUAAUUUAAUCUAAUAUAAUUUAAUUAAUCAGUCAGCAGCAGCAGCAGCAGCGCCAUUGAUGGAGGAUCUGAAGCCAUGCCCGGCGAAUUCCUGCCCGCUAACCCCACUCAGCUUCCUGGAGAGGGCCGCCGUCGUCUACGCCGACUGCCCUUCCGUCGUCCACCACCGCAGAAUCUACACGUGGUCGGAGACCCACGCCCGCUGCCUCAAAGUCGCCUCAUCCCUCGCCUCCCUCCGAUUCCCCGCCGGCGCCGUCGUGUCGGUGGUGGCGCCGAAUAUCCCCGCCAUGUACGAGCUCCAGUUCGCGGUGCCAAUGGCCGGCUGCGUUCUCAACAACAUCAACACCCGACUCGACGCCAGGACCGUCGCCGUCAUCCUCCGCCACAGCGACUGCAAGGCGGUGUUCGUCGACUCCCACCACCGCCGCCUCGUCGAGAAAGCCGCGUCGCUCCUCCCCACUCCCAGCCGUCCGAUUCUCAUCGUCAUAUCCGACGGCCAGGAUGAGCCCGAGGAAAACGACGAUCCGCCGUCACGAACCUACGAGGGAAUGGUACGGACAGGAAACCCAGAGUUCGAUUGGGUCCGGCCGAAGAGCGAAUGGGAUCCGAUGACCCUUAAUUACACGUCGGGGACCACUUCUUCUCCCAAGGGCGUCGUCCAUUCUCAUCGAUCCAUUUCCAUUAUUACCGUCGAUUCUCUCCUCAAUUGGUCGGUCCCUAAACAGCCUGUCUACCUCUGGACACUGCCGAUGUUCCAUUCCAACGGCUGGAGCUACACCUGGGGCAUGGCAGCCGUCGGCGGGACCAAUGUCUGUCUCAGAAAAUUCACCGCCGGCGACCUCUACGCCGCUAUUUAUUCUAACAAUGUCACUCACAUGUGCGGGGCGCCGGUGAUUCUGACGAUGUUGGCGAAUUGCGCCGUCGCGAGGCGGCUGAGGAGCCCGGUUCAGUUCAUGACCGGCGGCGCUCCGCCGCCGCCGUCGGUGGUGCUACGGGCGGAGGAGUUGGGGUUUGUGGUGAGCCAUGGGUAUGGGUUGACGGAGGUCGCCGGAGUGGUGGUGUCGUGCGCCUGGAAAUUGAGCUGGAAUAGGUUUCCGGCGGCGGAGAGGGCGAGGAUGAAGGCGCGGCAGGGGGUUAGGACGGUGGGCCUGACGGCGGCGGACGUGGUGGAUCCGGUGACGGGGGAGAGUGUGAGGAGGGAUGGGGUGGAGAUGGGUGAGAUCGUGCUCCGGGGAGGGUCUUUAAUGCUUGGGUAUCUGAAAAAUCCGGCGGCGACGGCGGAGAGUUUGAGGGGCGGGUGGCUGUACACCGGCGACGUCGGGGUUAUGCACCCCGACGGGUACAUGGAAAUUAAGGACAGGUCGAAGGACCUGAUCAUAAGCGGCGGGGAGAAUGUGAGCAGCGUGGAGGUGGAAUCUGUUCUGUACACGAAUCCGGCGGUGAAUGAGGCGGCGGUGGUGGCGCGGCCGGAUGAUUUCUGGGGGGAGACGCCGUGCGCAUUCUUGAGCUUGAAGGAAGGGGUGAGGCGGGCGCCGCCGGAGAAGGAGGUGAUAGAGUUUUGCAGGGCGAGGAUGCCGCAUUUCAUGGUGCCCAAGACGGUGGUGUUCAUGGCGGAGCUGCCCAAAACCGCCACCGGGAAGGUGCAGAAGUAUGCUCUUCGGGACAUCGCUAACAAAAUGGGGGCGCUUGCCACGGCGGCGACGGCGACGGCGAGUCGGAUUUGAUUUAAAGACGGUAAUAUUGAAUUUAUUUAAUUAUUUUUUAUGGGUAAUUUCUGCUACACGAAAUUCUUUAUUAGUAUUAUUAUUAUAAGCUUACAUACGGUGUUAUUCCUGGUAUAAAUGUGAACCUACUCAUGUACCAUUUAUUUUUCUUUUAUUUUAUUAUUUUACAUA